AUGGUCACGCCGGCAGCCUCUGAGGCAGGCCUGUGGCCGGCGCUCGGCAAGCUGUGGCGCGGCGCCGUCGCAGCGAUUGUUACAAAUUCGGCGUCCCAGUCAGAUUUCUUUCGCCAGUCAGAAAAGCGACAAUUCCGGGCGGUCCUCACCGAAGCCACCGGCGGCAGCCUCAAGUACAACCUCACGGAGGAGAUCCGCUUGCUGUACUUUGAACAGCGUGCCAAGACCUACAUUGAGGAGGUGCUCGUACCGGCGCUCGGCAUCAGUGUGUUUUACUACGUGAUGGAGUUUGCUUGGGCCCGUCGCUUCCGGGACCAGGGAGCGGCGGGGAGGGGGCAGAUUCACUUCCAUCUGCUCGGCUGGCUCGAGAGCGGCGAGCCACACCAUAUCAUCUCGGCCGACACUGCCUGGUGCUCCUCGUCGCCGCCGACGACGGGCAGCGAGCUGAGCGUCAAGGACGUUGCGUUCGGCAUCCUGACCGCGAAGAACCUCGUGCAGUCGCGCGUCCACGCACAGCAGCUCAGCUGGCUGCCGCAGGCGCGCGACGUCGUCUUUUACUCCGAGGCUGACCUCGAGGCGCUGCAGCCGACUGUGGCGCUCGAGCCGCCUCCGAAGGAGGAGCUGGCGCUGAUGGACCUGCACAAGCGCUUCCCGCGCCACGCUUGGAUCUUCUUCUGCGACGACGACACCUACGUGUACAUGGGCAGCCGCAACCUGCUGGCGAUGCUCGGCUCGUACCACGCGGAGCGAGACUGGUACACGCGCUGGGCAGGCGACAUCCGAGUCGGAAAGUGCGUCGACGACCUCGCAGCAGGAGCGCUGCUGUCGAGUCGCGCGGCGCUCACGUGGCGAGGCGAGGUGUUUGCGAGGGCUGGCUUCCACCACGAGUCGCACGACAAGUACGAGUGGGACAACACCGGCGGAGGCCACCCGUAUGGAGACCUCUAG
Emiliania huxleyi CCMP1516 is the source of this 948-nucleotide messenger RNA. RefSeq lists its product as hypothetical. Gene Ontology annotation, molecular function: glycosyltransferase activity. Lineage: Eukaryota; Haptophyta; Isochrysidales; Noelaerhabdaceae. The coding region runs from base 1 to 948 and encodes 315 amino acids. The record is from RefSeq and is a predicted model, not a curated record. Gene Ontology annotation, cellular component: membrane. The transcript is spliced from 11 exons.